CGGUGACAUACUUAGUACGCCACGUGAAUGUAUGUCUGAAUCUCAUUAUACAUCUUCGAAUGGAUUUCAAAUCCCUAGCGGUCGUACGGUCAGGUUAAACUUACUGGAAAUAACUAAUGAUGAAGAACUUCAAG
This is a messenger RNA of Racocetra persica, 134 nucleotides long. NCBI's taxonomy places the organism in Eukaryota, Fungi, Glomeromycota, Glomeromycetes, Diversisporales, Gigasporaceae. The record is from the annotation of a GenBank genome assembly.